AUGGAUCGAUGUCUCAUUCUGAAACUUGUACAUCAAGCUAAUGAAGGUUAUAAAGUGGACAAGGGCUUUAAAGAUCACACUUAUACUGCAGCUUUAUCGGGUAAGGAUAUAAACACUAACUUGUCAAGACAAAUGGAUGUUAGUGACAAUGAGUACACACUGGUCUUCGAUCACAAUGAGAAUACGGCAGUCAACGACUUGGGUGAUAUAGAAGGCAAUGGAUCUAGACAUCAACAAGACAAUGAUAGUAGCCAGAUACCAACACAAGGCAAACGCAACCAUGGAUCUUCAAAUCCUAUGAGAUGUCAUUCAAAGAAACCAAAAAAUGCAGAGAUUGUUGUUGAAAUAAUAAAUGCAGUUGCUAAUAACAUGGCAAGACUAGAUGAUGCAUACGAAAUGAGUAAGCCUUGCGUAAAUUAUUCGGACCUUUACAAAGAUGUAAUGGAUGUUGAAGCGCUUGAUAUUGAUAGUUGA
This is a messenger RNA of Ilex paraguariensis (yerba mate), 474 nucleotides long. The record is from the annotation of a GenBank genome assembly. Lineage: Eukaryota; Viridiplantae; Streptophyta; Magnoliopsida; Aquifoliales; Aquifoliaceae.